Messenger RNA from Lymnaea stagnalis (great pond snail), 6911 nucleotides. Lineage: Eukaryota; Metazoa; Mollusca; Gastropoda; Lymnaeidae. The record is from the annotation of a GenBank genome assembly.
GUCUCAGUCCACGAUUGAGGACUUGUCGACAUGGCGGAAGAACAGCUGUAUGAGGUAUUAUUAAAAUUCGAUUUAAUGAACAUUUUCUUGUAUUAUUGGAUUCUGGGGAUUUAUUUAAAUCUUGAUACAUGCUAUUAUGUUUUUAAGCGUUAUGAAUUUUAAACAGCAGCAGUUAUGGACCCUAAUUCAUCGUCUACGAGCAAUGAGCUGAUCGGACGAAGGAGUGAAAAAAAAGUCGAUUUCGGGUUAACCAAUCGUUGUAGUGGGAAAUAAAGCUUGCAUAAUGAUAUGCCCAUGAGGUGAAGGCUUGUGAGCUACUUGUUAUGGGGGAAAUACAAUUUGACUAAAUGCCACGUGCGCUUUAUUUUCUAAAGAAGAAAAAAGACCACCACCCAUUUUGCCCUACUAAAUUUCUUAGUAAUCUUAGACUUAACAAAAUUAUUUAUAAAUCAUACCUGUUUCCCAUUUACUUCACCCCCCCUCCCCCAUUCAGGUCUUAUACUUAUUGUUGUUUAAAUUAAUUAAAAGAAACUAGAAAUCUAUUGUUGCGGCUACGGUAACCUCAUUAAAUGAAAUUGAAGUUGAUAAAUCACUGUGAAUCAGUGUGAAUGAAAUGUGAACUCAAAGCUAAAUUACUUAAUUUUAAUAAAGCUGAAAUAGUCUUUAGUCUUUAGUCUUUAGUAUUAUAAUUAUUGACUAUUGAUUUUUUUUUUGUAUUUAUUUAUAUUAGACUAACUAGUAACAUAUUAUUAUUCAGCUCUUUUUUGUAAAUGAAUAAAAUUAAAAUAAAUAAUUUACUUAGUAAGAAGGCACUUGCAGUUUUGAAGAUAAAAAAAAUCAAUUAGUAAUAGAUUAUUUUUUUUUAACCUUCAAAUCUGUAACUGUAAGAGCCUUUUUAUGUCAUUUAUCAUUUAUGCUAGAGGCUAAUCAGAAAUCAUCUAAUGAAGACCCAUAUCAUAUCAAUGUAUGGUCAUGGUUGUAAUAGUAGGCCUAUCUAUUAAUUUAUGCCAGCUUACUCACUCAAACAUACUGAUCAUACUUUAUCAUUACUAUUAUUCCAUUAAAAUAUGAAAGUAUUAAGCUCUAUGCAAAUUUAAAUAGAAUGAAAUACUGGUAAAUACUUUAAAUUAACCACUCACACAAGUGUCAUAAGACAUAAGGACAAUGCAAGGGCAUACGUUUAUAAUGAGUUCAGUAAUGUAUAGGCCUAUUAUUACUAUAAUAAAAUUGACCCAAAUGAAAUAAUUAAAAUUAGAAUUUAUUAGGCCUAUCGUAAUAUUGUUUGAGUUGAAACAAAAGCUGUUCUCAUAUAUGGAACAAAACUGAAACUUUUCAUAAAAAAUUUAGACUUACAAUAGAUAGACUAAAAAUUAGUAGGUCUGAUCAAGUAGCUUGUUGUAUUUUGUCACUAUGCUCAUAUGUUCUCAUUGACCUAUUUGAAAUAAAAUUUUCUCAGAUCUUUGACUCGAUCCCACAGGUGGAGCAAAUUUUAGGCAAGAAAGUAUUGAGUAGCAGGCACGUACUAUAUCUUGUACGUUGGAGAGGAUUUUCUUCUGACCAUGAUUCAUGGGAACCAUUUGGCAACUUGAAGGCUUGCAAGCCACUUACCAGCAUGUUCAACAGGCAUUUGGAGGAAUUUUUAGGAAAAACUCCAAUGCAAUGUGGUACUCAAGUUAUGAUGGGAGAGAAUGGCCCAGAAAUAUCAUCUUUAAAACAUACUAAAAAAGGAGAAAAAUUAUUUGCCCUAAAAAAGACAAAUCUUUUAGAAAAUGUUAAAGUUGUUAGUAGUGCAAAGCUGACAUCAGGAGAAACAUUAAUGAAAAAGAAAGUCAAGAAUAUUAAAAGGAAUUCUACAAAUGUGCUGCCCUCUGAAACAAACUUUUCCCCGUCUGAGGGUAAUAUUAAUAAAACUGAAGGUCAAAAUAAAACUUCAUAUUAUUUACAAACUGGCUGCAUAAUUGAACACCUUCAAAAGAAAAAGCUGACUGUUAAAAGAAAGGCAGAAAAUGAAGGCAGCAAUUCCAAAAGCACACCCAAGGCAAAAAGGCCUAAAAAAACAAACAAUGAAGCUGUUUUAACAAAUGUUAAAUUCUCAGUGUUUAAUGCCGUGGGUGUAAAAAAGGCUGAAGGAGAGGUCGAUGAAAAUGAUGAUGACAUUCUUUACUCAUUAAAUCCCAAAUGUGAUAUUUUAGAAGGAGGUGAUAGCAUAAAAAAGAGCAAGAUAAACUCCAAGAAGGUUAUAGGAACAGACAGAAAAGAUUCCAUGAGAACUAAGUCAUCUGUGAUAUAUAGAAAAAAUUCAUCAGGAAUGCAUAGCAGGGAAGGCCUUAAAAAGAAUACCAGUAAAAGAAAAAAAAUCAAUUUGAUCGACUCAAAAAGAAAGUCAAAAUAUUGGCUGUCUAAAUCAGGUGCAUAUUUUAUUAUUCUUUUCUAGUUAUUGGUUUAUUAUUCUCAAUUAUAUUUAACAAAAAAAAUUAAAAAGGCCAUUAGAAGUCCACUUGUUCUUACAAUGCAAUAAGAAGUUUCUAAUCUUUGUUUAAGGGGGAGGUGGGAGUGGGGCUUGUUAGCAGAACUGCUCAGACCCAAGGUUAGUACACAGCAUCCCAAAUGCCAGUCAAACCCAACAUGUGGAAACCAAGCCUCCCCUACUUUGGCUUGUUGCUUUCUGUGACUAUGCAAAAAAUAUUUAGACAUAGAAAGCUGUAUGUGGGCUAAUAUUCCACAAUAUUUCCAGAAUUUUCUGCAAAUGUUUUCUUAUUGUGCUUCCUCUGUACACCCCAGACAAAACAACACAGAUAUUUUAGAAUUGUAAUUCCUCUUAAAAGUGUUUCACUAGUUGUAAUUGGAAACCUGAUCUGUUUAUGAUUACAAUGCAAGAUUCAAAAUGGAUUUUAACAUUAUGUGUUAAGUAUUGCACUCUUAAAGUUUUCUCUAUAUUUCAGAAAUGUAUUUAAUUUGGAAAAGUUACAUAACAAAAUUUGAUUCUCAUUAAAAAGUACAAAACAAAUAAUGCAAGCAGUUUAUAAUUUAUGCUUACAAAUAGGGUGCUUUCUAAUUCCCCAAUUUUGUGAAUUCUAAGCUCUUACAUAAAUUUUGUUCCCUUUGAGCUAAAGUCAUAUCAAGUGAACAUUUAUCUUAAAAGAUAAAAUAAAGCAAAUCCCCUAUUUAUAAAAAUUAUUUCAUUUUCAGGCCUGCUACAGUCUGAAUCAACACCACCACAUUUUACCACAGUAAAGCAUGACACAGGCAGUCCAGCAACACAAGAUCCUUCCAUUCCCUCUGGUGAAUCAUUAUCCGAUCCAGUUUCUCCUGAGGCCUCUGGUUUGUGCAACUAUAAAAUUUCAGAACAAUUGACCUUGAAUGAAUUUGAAACAACUUGUUACUUUAUUCAGCCGUUAGGAAUGAAUUUUCCAGUUUAGUGUUUUUCCUAUAAAACAGGAUUUCCCAACCUUCAAGGGUUGCAGGAUGGCAUUGCAAGGGGUGCGAGGAUAAUUUCAUUCAAAGAAUAGAAGUGACAUAAGCAUUUAGGUUAUGAUAUAAUAAAUAUUUAUAUAUUUGUCAACAUUUCUGGAAAUUUUUUUACUAAAUCGAAUGUUAUUUUCUGAAUUCUACUGUUACGCUUUGCAGUUCAAUAAAUAAAUUAGAAGUUCAUUAUUGGCCAAUGUUAAAAUGCUUUUUUACUUUUAUAAAGAGUGUGAGACUUAGUAAAAUAAUUUAUAGGAGUUGCCUGGUAUAGAAUAGUUUGAGAAACAUUGUCCUUAACAUAACUGAUUAAUUAUCAGUUUCAUGCAUUGAAAAAAAUUUAAGGCGGGCAACGACUGGUUUACUUUUUUUUUUUUUUUGCAAUUUUUUUUAAUCAGUUUUUUUUUAUUUGUUAAAUUAAUAUUCUUUUUUUAGUUUAACAUAACUGAUUAAUUAUCAGUUUCAUGCAUUGAAAAAAAUUUAAGGCGGGCAACGACUGGUUUACUUUUUUUUUUUUUUUGCAAUCUCUGUUAAUCAGAUUUAUUGUAUUUGUUAAAUAAAUAUUCUUUUGUUAGUUUCAAGCUGAAUGGAAGGACUUUUCAAUGCUGGAAACCCAGCCAUUAAUACUACAUCUUAAGACAGAAGAGAUAAUUUGGUUAUAAAAUAGAAAUUAGGCCAAUAUUAGAUAUAGGUGAAUGUGAAUUAGCAAUUGUGCUGCUACUUUUCUGUAAAGAAAGGCUACUAACAUUGCAAAGAUUUAUACAGUAAAUUGUACUUGUUAUCAAAGGGGAUGCGUGAAAUGACAUAUAUUUGAAUUUUUUUGUCUAUUUUUUUAACAGAAACCUACCUAGCAGAUGUUCCGACAUCAUAUCCACUGCCAGCAUUGGAGCCUGUUGUAAAUGAUCAACCUCUUAGCCCAGCUUCCCUUUCAUACAAAUCUCUUCUUGAUUGUCUCCCUGCGCAACUUCAUCCUUCCCAUAAAGGCGAUAAAAAAAAUAAAAGUUUAGCUAGUAGUGGAAGCAGUAGUAGUCUUCUUGGUGCUUCUCUGACCAGCUCAUUGAGUACAGAAACAGUAGAGAGACGUACAAGUGUAAGGUCAACAGAGUGUGCAUUCCGAUACAAGCAGAUUGUAGUAAAGAAAUGUUUUCGUUACACUCAAAUUUGGUUGAACACACAGACUGUGAUGAAAAAUGCUCUAAAUCCUCAGGUAAAGUAUUGUUCAACAUCUUUUUUUUUUGUUGAUAAAACGAACCAUUAUCUUUUAGUGAGUUUUCUUAACUUUCUUGACUGAUGUAUAAAUAAUUUUAGAGUUAGGUAGUUUACUAAAUCAAAAUGCCGUAUCACAAUUUUUUAGUAAAAGAGGAAUUAAUACUUAAAGCCUUAUUCACAAAAGGCUCUAAAUGUGUGGGGAAAAAAUAAAGGAAUAUUGCCUUUUAUUGAUGAGAUAAUGGAUCUUCAGCAGGGAUUAAGUAUUUAUAUCUUGAUAUAAUUUCAUAAUCUGUUUUAUUUUAAGUACCAUAUUUUACGGAUUAUAAGAUGCACUUUUUUUUUUGAAAAAUUAACUCCAAAAUUCAUUUGCGUCUUAUACUUGAAAUUAAUAUAAUGUUAUUUUUUUUAAAAAAUUGCUCAAAAAUUAAGGUGUGUCUUAUUUGUCAGCGUCUUAUAGUCCAUAAAAUACAGUAAUUUAAAUCUACAUAAUUGAAAAUGCUUUCUUUUUAUAGGUAAUACAAGAAGUUGUGUCUGCACUCAAUUCAGCAAAAUAUGAUGAUAGUCACUUAGUCUUGUUCUCUAGCUUAGGAAAUGUGUUCUGUUCUGGAACAGAUCUUCAUUUCCUUGUAUCAGGAGAACGCAAGAUGUCAGCCCGGCAGAUGACUGAUGCCAUACGGUUAGGACAAUAUAAAAUUUAGAUUCCUACAGAUACUUUAAUGUGAAUAAAAUUGCCAGAUGUUAAUUUUUUUAAUGCACCUAUUCAUAAACAAUUUAUUAUUAUUAAAAAAAAGACACAUUCAAAAUAUUUUUAACAUUAUGUUUCAUAUUGUUAUCAGAUUAGUUCAUCAAAUUUAAACUGAUGAGUUCUAAGCAAAAUUUAAUUUUACAAAAAUGUUAAUUUACUUAAAAAUGUGUGUUUAAGUGGCAGGAAAUGGGUAUGCUCACACUCAAAGAUAAUGAUCUAUGACAAUGGGUUACAUUUUUUGUCAUGAUUUUAUUAUAGGGAGCUGACGAAAACAUUUAUCACAUUCCCCAAACCAAUCAUUGCCGCUGUUUCUGGAGCAGUUGUGGGACUUGGUGUAUCAUUACUUGCCCUAUGCGAUGUUGUCUAUGCGAGCGACAAGGCAUCUUUCCACCUUCCUUACUCUCAACUAUCUCAAACGCCUGAAGGAUGUUCAUCAUUCACUCUGCCAUUAACUGUGGGACUUCCUUCAGUAAGUAUUGUAGUAAUUUGACUGCUUUUGUUUAACUUGGGAUAUUAUGAAAGUUUGUUUUGCAUAUCUUAUUGUUAUGUUUUAUAUCGUGUUAAAGACUGGAAAUCCUAAAUGACAUGUAUGUAUAUAUAGAUACCUAUACAUAUAUAUAUACAUACCUUUUUUUAACGACUGAAUCCGUUUUUAAAAUAAAAAUGUUAUUAGUAAAAUUAGUAAUCAAUUUUAUAUUAAUUACACAUUAAGAAUCAUCAUGAACUUCCUGAAAAUAAAACAUGGCUGUUUUAUUUUAUUACCAGGCAAAUGAAUUACUAUAUGGAGGUAGGAAGAUCACAGCAAUGGAGGCAUAUCAACAAGGACUGAUUUCUCAAGUAUUCUGGCCAACAUUAAUGAUGCAAGAAGUCAUUCCAAGAGCUCAAAACAUGGCAGCUUGCUCAGCAAAGGUUAAUCCUAUAAAUAUCAACCCGUUUUCUUCAUCCAUUAUGUACUGACUCAAGGUCGAUACAUUGAAUUUUAUAUAUGUAUAUAUUAUAUAUACAUGUUAACUUUGAAAAAAAAAUUGUUGAAGAAAUCCCUUUUCUAUUUAUUGACAGUUUAUGUUAAGGUUAUAAUAACUAACACUAUCCAUAUGUUAAUUUAACAGGCCCUUGAAGCAACUAAACUACUCGUACGCAGUCAUCAUCGAACUAAAAUGGAGCUCACCAAUGAAACAGAGUGCAAUCUGCUUUUUGAGCGAUGGACCUCUGCAGAUUGUCAACGAGCCAUUGAAGCCUAUCUGAGCAUUGAAAAAAACUGGACCUUCUAAAUGCUUUAAAAUAAAUGCUGCUAUUAUUUCAACAUCUAUUUUUUGAUGUGGAUCUUACUUGAUAGGCUUAUUUAUAUGAUCAUUGACAAUUUCAACUGUUAUCGCUAUUUUGGGAGUUCACAUUUUUUUUGUUUAGUAAGUUAAUAGAUCUUGUUUGAAUGAACUGUAACAUGCUUUUAUUUCUUGGAUAAUUUAACUGGUAUGCUCUGCAGUGAGGAAUGGCC